UGCCCGCACCGGGCACAGGGGCAGCGCCGGGCUUUAAAAGGCAGCGCGAGGCUCGCGCCCGCACGGGACAGGCCCCCGACGAGAGUCUCUUGAGAAAAUCGCCCUUGGUGGUGCGCGUUGGCCUCUGGGCAGCAGAUUUAUAAAGAAGACGACCUUCUUCUAGAUUUAUUUUUUUCAAUUUCUUCUGUAGUUCACAACAUCUCAAAAUGGAAGCCUAAAAUCCUUAAAAGGGACUCAGUCUAAUCUCGGGAGGUAGUUUUGUGCAUGAAUAAACAAAUUAAUUGUUAGCUAGUGAUUUGCUAUACUAUCCAAAGAAAGUUAAUUAAAAAAAAUACAAUCUAGUUAUAUGAAAAGUGACUGUAAAGCAUUUGGUUUUGGAUUUGAUUUCUAGAAGUACAGAAGUGAUUAUAGCUCAGAAAUAUUAUUGAAGCACUUUUUUCCAAGUUAGGUAGGCAAUCUACAGCUGGCUGCUGUGUAGAAUACAAAACAGUACCUGUGUUUGGCAAAGAUUUAAAAAUGAGUGACAAUCAUCUAGAACAAAGAGUUAGUAUUCAAUCAACUGCAAAAUUAGAGAAAUAUGCAGAUGAAGCCUGUGACAUGUUAAAAGACUUAUGCAGUGACCAAGAGUCUCGAGAACAAACCCUUUCAUUAGAAACAACAAAUUUAGAUACAACGAAGAUAAAUGUGACGAAUGUGAAAUCAUCUUCUCAUGUACAAGAUCAUUGAUAUUUUCAAAGUCUAAAAUUUAGUGUGUCCAAAUGGUUUAUUAUAUCUGAGAAUGUGAAUGGUGGCUGAAUGGCUACAUUUUUGUAACUGAAAAUUCAUAUAAAGACAGUGAUGAAUACAGAGAUUAUCAUAACAGUAUAUAAAAUUUUUGACCAGUGAAAGGAGUAAUGAAGUUAGUAGACCCAAUAACUUAACCUUUGACAGAAAUAAUCAGUGGUAAUGAGAUGUGAUAUUUCUCCUGCCACCUUGAAGUGGUUGAAGACUGCAGUAGAAAACCCUGAGGUCUGUGAGAUCCAGAAGUCUUGACAGUAAAUCUCUAGGAAGACGAUAAGGACUCGUUCACUGCUCAUUGCCAGCCCUGUCAACACAGAGCCUCUUUCCUAAUGGCUAGUAAGGCAUAAUGGGGAAAUUCUGAUUUUGAGAAGAUCUCUGCUGUUCCAAUGGUUAGGUAAAUUUUUUUUUUUUAUUUUUGUCAUCACAGAUUCUGGUUCAAGGUAUGCCAUCUGUGAAAUAAUCUCUGACUCAAAUUUGUGCCGGUGUAUACCUGGCACUUGGUGACUUUUGACUGUUCUAAAAUAUAAAUUUACUUUCAUAAGAGAAGAUUUUUAUGUUGGCUCUGGAAACAUAAAAAAAGUUCGAAAGUGUUUUUAGCAGGUGAUUGAGUAACUCUACUCAAUGUUCUUUGAAGGAGACAAAAAUAAAAAAUCUUGGAAAUUUUUAUUAUUUUAUAGCUGUAUCUAAGUUAUCUUAAGAAUUUUUCAAACCAGGAAACAUAAUGUGUAUCAUCAUUCUGAUUUUCCAAAAAUAAUCUGAAUAUAGUAAUGAAGUUCUACUUUGCUAUUGGUGGUGUGGCAGAAUCUCUAUUUGCAGCUCCUCUUACUACUAUAAUUAUAAAGGACUUUCCUAAGUGCUAGCCAAUUAUAUUGUCAGAAUGAGAAAAUCGUAACAUUGAAUAAGUUCGACAGCAGGAAGCUGAGUCCAAAAGACAAAAUUAACAAAUAAAUUAAUCUCUAAUAAUUUAUUUAAGUAGAAUACUUAAUUAUUUAAGCUCACUGUGACUAAACAAAACCAUGUUCCUACAGAUCUAUACGGAAGUUACUAUUACUUACUAAAUCUUUUUCUUAAUUUAAUUAAUGAUCUUUAAAAUUUGUCACGUCUACUUAAUAAAUCUUGAAAUCAAGUUUUAAGAUAUAUCAGCCAAUUCCGUUACUACUUAAGCUCUUUGUUUUGAGGGAAAUCAUAGAUUUUUUUUUCUUUGUGUUAAAAUGAUUGUAGGAAAACAAGUACUAAUUUGGGAAAAAUUGGGGGUAUGCCAUAUUUCACUGAAUCUAAGAUGUCAUCAAUUAUAAAUCACACCAGUAUUUUAUGUACCUCUAAGAAAAAUUUAACAAUGCUGCUAAUUAAAACAUGAUAUGCCAUUAAUUAUAAGAUACCUCUUAAUAACAGAGAUACUAAAACAGGCAUCUUACGAUCAGUGAAAUACGGUAAUGCAUUGUUUUGAGAUAGGUCUUACACUGUUUUUUUUCUGGCUACCGAACUUCACAAUUUCCAAAAAAGCAAAUAAACAUGAUUUGACUAUUUUUGCUGUGGGGGCAUUUGUGGAGCAUAGCUCCCCAUUUUAUCAUGGGAUUGGCUGAGUCCCACUGGAGUAUUCUUGUGGCCUGGAGAGGGUGACCCACCCAGGAGACACGUGACACUAAAUGGCCUCCUGACCACCUAAAACACUGUAGGUUCUAUGGAGGGUUUGAUUUCCCCACAGGUUUACACUGUGUGUAUAAAGAUGAAGCAAAGGUGCGGCUGGUGCAGAUCCCCCCUUCAGACGUGUCAGUGCAGGACUUAGAAUCUCUGCAGGCUGAAACCCUAAAUGCCCAGUAGAGAAAGAUGUCAGUUACUCAUUCUAAGUGUUCCGCCUCGUACUAAAACUAAGCAAAGCAAAGGGCAUGCACAAAACUACCUCCCCAGAGAAAGGCUAGUCCCUUCCCCCAUCCAUUUCAUUAUGAACAUAAUAGAAAAUAGCACAUUCUUAUCAAAUUUGAUGAAAAGCGCCAACGUGUUUGAAUUGAAGUAUGACUUUUCGUGUGAACUGUACAGAAUGUCUACGUAUUCCACUUUCCCCGCUGGUGUUCCCGUCUCAGAAAGGAGUCUUGCUCGAGCUGGUUUUUAUUACACGGGUGUGAAUGACAAGGUCAAAUGCUUCUGUUGCGGCCUGAUGCUGGAUAACUGGAAACAAGGAGACAAUCCUACUGAAAAGCAUAAAAAGUUGUAUCCCAGCUGCAGCUUUGUUCAGAAUCUGAGUUCACGGAACCAUUUGGAAGCUGCUUUUCAGCCUGCUUUUCCUUCUUCAGUAACAAGUCCCACACAUUCAUUACUUCCAAGUUUGGAAAACAGUGGAUAUUUCAGUGGCUCGUAUGCAAGCUUUCCAUCAAGUCCUGUAAACUCCAGAGUAAAUCAAAAUCUUUCUGCUUUGAGGACAAGUCCUUCCCACUGUUCCAUGAACACUGAAAAGGCCAGAUUGCUCACUUACCAGAUGUGGCCCUUGACCUUUCUGUCACCAAGAGAUCUGGCAAAAGCAGGUUUUUACUACAUUGGACCUGGAGACAGAGUGGCUUGUUUUGCCUGUGGUGGAAAAUUGAGCAACUGGGAACCAAAGGACGAUGCUAUGUCAGAACACCAGAAACAUUUUCCCAAUUGUCCGUUUGUAGAAAAUCGGCUUCGAGACACUUCAAGAUACGCUGUUUCUAAUCUGAGCAUGCAGACGCACGCAGCUCGCGUUAAAACCUUCUGUAACUGGCCCUCUAGCCUUCUGGUUCAUCCUGAGAGGCUCGCAAGUGCAGGUUUUUAUUAUAUGGGCCACAGUGAUGAUGUCAAAUGCUUUUGCUGUGAUGGUGGACUGAGGUGUUGGGAAUCAGGAGAUGAUCCAUGGGUGGAGCAUGCCAAGUGGUUUCCAAGUCUAUUGACUCAUUUUUAUUGCAAUGGGCAAGAUAAGAAUUUACAUUCUAACUUAUAUACCUUUUUUCUGCAGCUGUUAUCCACAUCAGACCCUCCUGAAGGUGAAAAUGCAGAGUCAACCAUUGCUCAUUUUGAACCCGGAGAAGACCAUUCAGAAGAUGCAGUCAUGAUGAAUACACCUGUGGUGAAAGCCACGUUGGAAAUGGGCUUUAGCAGAAGACUGGUAAGACAGACAGUUCAGAGCAAAAUCCUAACAACUGGAGAGAACUAUGAAACCAUCAAUGAUCUUGUAUUAGAUUUACUUAAUGCAGAAGAUGAAAUAAGAGAAGAGGAGAAAGAAAGAGCAACUGAGGAAAAGGAAUCAGAUGAUCUGUCAUUAAUCCGGAAGAACAGAAUGGCACUUUUUCAGCAUUUGACUUGUGUGAUUCCAAUCCUGGAUAGUCUCCUAACUGCCAGAGUCAUUAAUGAGCAGGAGCAUGAUGGUAUUAAACAGAAAACACAGACAUCUGUACAAGCAAGAGAACUGAUUGAUACUAUUUUAGUAAAAGGAAAUAGUGCAGCCACCAUAUUCAGAAACUCUUUAUAUAAAGUUGACCCCACAUUAUACCAGCAUUUAUAUGUACAACAGAACAUAAAGUAUGUUCCCAUGGAAGAUGUUUCAGAUCUACCAAUGGAAGAACAAUUGCGGAGACUACAGGAAGAAAGGACGUGUAAAGUGUGCAUGGACAAACAAGUGUCCGUAGUGUUCAUUCCUUGUGGUCAUCUCGUCGUGUGCACAGAGUGUGCCCCUUCUCUAAGAAAAUGUCCUAUCUGUAGGGGUACAAUCAAGGGGACAGUUCGCACAUUUCUUUCAUGAAGAAGACCCAAAACUUUGUCUCUACUUUAUAAUUUAACAUACUUUAAUUUUUAUACUUAUUUGAUUUCCUUAAGUAUUUUAUUUAAAACUCAGAAAAAAUUUCUUUUAUAUAAAUAUAUGAAUACAUUAUGUAUCUAAAACUUAUGGACAUACAUAUUUUAGAUACCAAGGGAAUGAUAGGCUUUGUUCCUGUGGACAAAAAAUAGAGCUAGCACCACAAAUGCAAUACUCAAUCAAAAUUUCAGCAUUAUUGAAAGUGUAAGUGGAGUAAAAUUUAAGAUACUUGAGUUUAUCUUUUAGAAUUUUAAAUAUUUUGGAGUUGUAUUAAGAUCCAGAAACACAAUUCUCUGCCUUUUUUGAUCUGUGUCCUAUACAUAGACAGUCCUUUAUUGUUGAGUGACUUUAUAGGGACAUGGUAUUUUUGUUAAGAAUUCUGUAAGGAAUAAUUUAAUAAAGCAACAAAACAUUACUUUUUUCUUCAUUUCUUCAUUACUUUACUUCUACAGUAUUGGAUAGUUUGGUCACUCCCAGGCUCCUCCUGUACUUCCUUAAGACCUCCUGAAUAUUGAACUACUGUUUAUAGUUCUUCCUAGAAGAUGCUUCCUCAUUUAAACAUGGAGAGGACAGGGGUCAACCACGUGUCUUGAAUGUGCAGGAUUUUAUGGGACGCCUGAGACAAAAUCAAACAAUCCUCUCAGUCACUUUGUUUAUUCACUUGCCUAUUGAUUUAUUCAGGAAGUCUUGCACCUACCCAAUGGGGAGAGACCUUAAAUUUGUUCUUACCACUUUGGUAUUAAUUCUGGGACCUAGAAAGUAUGUCAGCCAGCAACUCAUGGGACAAACAGCUUUUCUGCUGAAUAAAUCUGUUCUAUAUUGUCAGUGCAGCAGAAUUUCCUCCUUUGCAUGAUUUUUUUGGCACUCAACAUGUGCAAUUCAUAAUUCUCUAUCCUACAAAGGGAUUAGGGCCGUCGGGCCAGAAGUAAGACUACACUAGGGAGUAUUCUGGGGGAAUGUAGGCAAAGUCUAAUCAUCUGAAAAAAGUCCUACGUGUCUGCGUAGGGGUGGAAAGGUGUUGAUCCCUUUCUUUCCUUCCAUAACAGUCACAGCUGACACUCUUAUGACAA
This is a messenger RNA of Otolemur garnettii (small-eared galago), 5655 nucleotides long. It is a transcript of the gene BIRC3, whose product is annotated as baculoviral IAP repeat containing 3. The record is from RefSeq and is a predicted model, not a curated record. Gene Ontology annotation, cellular component: cytoplasm; nucleus; spindle microtubule. Gene Ontology annotation, biological process: regulation of cell cycle; regulation of apoptotic process. Bases 2591 to 4531 code for a protein of 646 amino acids. Lineage: Eukaryota; Metazoa; Chordata; Mammalia; Primates; Galagidae. The transcript has 8 exons.